AUGGAAUCCAACCCAGCGGAUGCCGAUGAAAAGUUGCGAACGGCCUUUCUUCUCGACGCCCAGAACAAGGCUGCCAAGCUGUUCGAGGAGAUUGAACGAGAUCUCAUCCGGCCCGGAAUUUACGAAAAGACGCUGAGCGAUGAGAUCCACGAGCUGGGGGAGAAGCGGCACGGCGUGAGGACGCACUGGCACAAACGUGUCGUCCGGAGCGGACCCAACACGCUGCGCCCGUUCGAGGACAAACCCCCGGACCGGAUGAUCGAGUCGGACGACAUUCUCGUCGUCGACCUAGGCCCCGUCUUCGAGGCGUGGGAGGCCGACUUUGGCCGGACCUACGUUCUCGGCAACGAUCCGAAGAAGACGAAGCUGCGCGACGCGCUCGAGCCGCUGUGGAAGACGGUCAAGGCGCGCUUCGACGAGAAUCCAGACAUGACGGGCGAGGAGCUCUACGACAUUGCCUGCGACGAGGUUCGGAAGGAUGGGUGGGAAUUCGGGGCUCCGAUCGCCGGCCACAUUGUCGGAUCGUUCCCGCACGAGCGGAUCCCCCGCGACAAGAUAACGCUCUACAUCGCCAAGGGAAGCGACAAAUCGAUGAACUGCCUCGGCAAGGAUGGCAGCAAGAGACACUGGAUCCUCGAAAUUCACAUCCGAGACGCCGAAAACCAGCUCCAGGGCUUUUACGAGCAACUUCUUGUCUGA
Messenger RNA from Drechmeria coniospora, 699 nucleotides. RefSeq lists its product as uncharacterized. The coding region runs from base 1 to 699 and encodes 232 amino acids. NCBI's taxonomy places the organism in Eukaryota, Fungi, Ascomycota, Sordariomycetes, Hypocreales, Ophiocordycipitaceae. The transcript has a single exon. The record is from RefSeq and is a predicted model, not a curated record.